UGAAAUUACUGCGUUAAGGUUUUUAAUCACGAUUAAUGACGCUUUCAAACCUUUUGAUAUUUGUAUAUAUAAUAUAUAUUUGUUUUUUUUGUUAAUAAUUGAUACCUCUGUGAUGAACUUAUUUUUAGGAAUCUUAGGAUAGCAAGAUAUUUAAUUGAAUUUGAAAGCAUGAUCAUGGGAAGGUAUAGGCAGCAAAGUUACCAAGCAUACAUUCAAUGAGACAAUGACUUCCCAUGCUUCUUAUUGGGAAACUUUCACAUCGUGGGUUGAUACAAAGGAAACAAUGGUGAGUGGGGCUUCACCAUCGCGGAGAAUUUAGGAUUGGCCAUGGUGGGAGGGACCAGUUAAAAUGAAAUACACUAUGGGUGAAGUGGACAUGGCUGCAAGACAUUUAAAGGAAUCUACACAAUGAUGAAGUCAGUUGAUUGGCAUGGCCUUAGUAUUAGACUUUGUGGCUAGAGUGGGAAUGCAAUUGUUAACUAUCUGAACAUCUCAGGGAGAGGAAGGCAGGUAUCUUUAAGUCCAAGGAAUUUAUACAGUUCCUUAAAAAUUGACCAAUUAUAUAAACAAGGUUAAUAUGUUUAAUUGUAUAUAAUAGUUAUAAUUGAUAUACCACUACACUGACUUAAGCUGAUUCCAAAGUUUGCUAGACCCCUAAAUCACCCACCAAUUCCAUUACUUCUGGGUGGGCUAGACCCUCCAAACAUAUAACUUUAGAAGAGUUGAAUGCCCUCAUUACCAUAGAAGUGGUCUACAUGAGUAUAACAGUGCCCACCCUACAAUUUGCGCACUGGCUGUCACCUGUGGACUGGCCCUGGACAAGCACACAAUAAGGGAAAACACACAAACACAAUUUAGGCGCAUACUAGACUCUUACGGCUUCUCAGACAGUGAGAAUAAUGUGGUUGAUAAUUCAGGCAGAUAUCACAUUCCAUCUUUAGAGAUUAUUUACAAAACUAAUAAUUGCAUGUAAAUAUUCAGCUUGCCAUGAUAAUUGCACUCAACAACAGAAAAUGUCAAUACUCAGCCACUGCAUAAGGAAUAACCUCUCACUCGAGGGAGGUCAUUGCCUCCAGGGGUAUACGUACUCCCAUUUGCGCAUCGAUGUUGUUUUCCAGUAGUUACGGUAUUAUACCGGAAGAGGCCUUUGGGCGCAAGCCGUCUGCGAUAAAUCAACAUCACAGGGUUCAUUUUGAUGUCAGUAACUGUAUCCUCUCGCCAGUAUUCGAGUAAAAUAUGUCAAUAAACAUGUCACCGUGUGGCUCAACUUUUGAAGAACAGCUUUCGUCCAUAAUGGACGUGCUUGCGAAAGCGGCUGUAUCUGAAAUUAGCCAACUGUUCUCGGAAGGGUCGGCUACUCUUCAGUUACAAAUAACUCAGAGCCGUGAAGAAAACGAAGCGCUGAGAACGAGGAUGAAAGUUAUGAGGAGUGAGCUGUUUUCUUUGCGGCUUCAAACAAGAUCGAAUGCAUCGCGUGCGCCAAGUCGUUUUGCCUUGGCUCGAGCCAACCUCUGCAAACCGCGGACUACAUCGCUGGGAAAUGGCCUAAAGCCCCUGAUGGAACAAAAGGCGGUUGGACAUUCCCCUUUUCAUUCACCAACCAAAAGUGAGGCUUCCUCUGUGACAAGUCCAGCAGAGCAGGAGACCCCCGAUAUCAUUUUAAUCAAGAUUGAAGAGGAUAUCAGUGGAUGCAGGACAGCAGCCUUUGGAGACCGCAGCACCCAGAGCGGAGUCACCGUGGAGAGUCUCCAUGUGGACGCCGCUGGCUCCUCCCACGUGUUCAGUCAAAACGCGGAGCUGCGGAUCCUGAGUGUCCACGGGCAAGGGGGGGGGCAACUGGUGUUGGAAGGCCAUGACACCCUCUUCACAUCUUCCGAAGUCGAGGCCCUGAACUCGCUGUCUGCGGACUGCAACGUGGCUAAGAGCCUGGACUGUGGCGAGCGGAUGGAUUGCCGCAAAGAGCUGGCUGUGCAGGAGAACCCUGACACCAUUUUGAUCAAGGAGGAAGAGGAUAUUGGUGUAUGCAUGCCCCCUGUAGAAGACUGCAAUGACAUCAGAUACUGUAGCACACAACGCAGCGCCACCUCGGAUAGUCUGCAUCCGGACACCCCUGGCUCCUCCCACAUGUCUAGGCACAAUGGGGAGCUGCGGAUCCUGAGUGUCUGUGGACAAGGGGUGGGCCGGCUGGGGCUGGACAGCCAUGACACCCUCUUCACCGCAUCCGAAGUGGAAGCCCUAAGCUUGCUGUCCGUGGACCACAGUGUGGCCAAGAGCCUGGACUGCGGCAAGCGGCUUGUCCACUGUGAGGAGCAAACUGGCCCUCGGGGCGGUCGCAAGGGCCGGCCCUGUGUCUUCUGUGGCAAGGUUUUUCCCAACGCUUCCAAGAUGACCAUCCAUAUGCGUAUACACACCAGCGAGAAGCCCUACAGGUGUGACCAAUGCAUGAAGCGCUUCACUCAGAGGUGCCACCUGAAGAUCCACAUGAGUAUUCACUCCAGGGAGAAGCCCUACAAAUGUGACCAAUGCAUGAAGGGCUUCAGACGGAGAUAUGAUCUAAAGAUCCACAUGAGGAUUCACACCAGGGAGAUGCCCUAAAGGUGUGACCAAUGCAUGAUGGCCUUCGGCCGGAGCUCUUGUCUGAAGAUCCACAUGAGGAUUCACUCCGGGGAGAAGCCCUGCGUAUGUCACCAGUGCAACAUCAGUUACAGUCGUGCCAGCAGUUUUCGUCGCCACAUGAUCAAGCACAAGGGCAAAGGAAAUUACUGCUUUUAGGGCUUUACGAUUAAAGGUUUUUAUCAAUUAAAAUGUGGGCAUUUAGCAGACGCUUCUAUCCAAAGCGACUUACGUAGGUUAAUACACACCAACGUGUAUACCCCGUUAGCUAAACCAACGUCGUCUUUAAUCUUAUCAAGAUUAAUUUAAUCAAGAUUAAAGACGCUUUCCAGCUAUUUGCUAUUUGUAAAACUAAACUUAAUAUUGUUAAAAAUUGCUCUCUGUGAAUUUCUUAUUGUUUGGACAUUUCGGAUAUCAAAAUAUUUGAUUAAAUUUUAAAGCAUGAUCAUGGGAAGAUACAGGCAGCAAAGAUACCAAACAUACAUUCAUUAGAAGAUGGCUUUACAUGUUUCUUAUUGGGAAACUUUCACAUCGUGGGUUAAUUUAGGAUUGGCCAUGGCUGAAGUCAGGCACGGUGGGAGAGAACCAGUUAAAUUGCAAUACACUAAGGGUCAAGUGGACAUGGCUGCAAGACAGUUAAAGGAAUCUACACAACGAAGAAUUCAGUUGAUUGCAUGGCCUUAGUAUUAGACUUAGUGGUAACAACAGGAAUGCAAAAGUAACCUAUCUUAACAACUCUCAGUGAGAGGAAUGGAGGUAUCUAUAGGUCCAAGGAAUUUAAAUAGUUCCUUGUAAAUUGACUAGUAAUUAUAUAAACAAGGUUAAUGUGUUUAAUUGUAUAUUAUAGUUAUUAAUAUUUCCACGACACUGUCAGCUCAUUCCCAAGUGUGCUAGACCCCUAGAUCAGCGAUUCCCAACCCCCAGUCCGUGGACCUGUUAUGGCCGGGCCUUUAAAUAUUUCCAGAAUAGGAUAAUAAAAAAAGAUAUUAUUUAAUAUUAUUAAAAAAUUUUAUGUCAUAUUUAAUUACUUAGGCUAUACGAGUCAUGUCAUUUCCUCCUAAUACACAUGAAAUUGAUCAAUAUGAAAUAAAAACACUGUAAAUUAUGCUCUGUAAAGGUGUCUUUGCACUACAUUUGUUGACUGACUUUUCUUGUAACAUUCUUGUGUUUCUCUCACGUCUUAGACAGUAAAUAAUGAGGUUGAUAAUUUACGUAAUUCAGGUAGAUUUCACAUUCCAUCUUUAGAGAUUAUUUAUAAAUGAUUAAUUGCAUAUAAAUAUGCAGCUUGCCAUGAUAAUUGCACUCAACAAAGAAAAUGUCAAUACUCUGGGGCGUCGCUAGCAAUUGAAAAUAUUCAGGGUUGUAUGUCAGAAGUCCUUUUAAGACGGGUGUUCGGGGGUUUCUCCCCCGAGCAAUUUUGAAAAUCAGGGUGAUGAAUAUGCAAUUGUAACUUAGUUUGAGAAGGAGAGAAAAUACUAUUCUUACUGUCUGACUCACGUCGGGCAGGUCUACUGCUGGCGCACCGUAAUAUGUCUCUUUCCUAGCCAGUAUAACCUAGUUCAAGACCAAAACAAAGUACGACAGCUCAGCUGUCGCACGAAUAAGUACGCUUGUUGUAAAAGCAGGCUUAUGCAUCUUUAAAUUGUCAAAUUAAUGAAGUGCUCUAUUAAGGUGAUCAUAAAUCAUCUGAGCCGUGCUUACAUUGAUAUGCUUACAUAUAUAUAUCACCCUCAAUAGUCUAGAGAUCAAUGUUUCUCAAUCUUUUUCUACAAGCGUAACCCUUCUAAGAUAUUUUUAUAGUGCUUGUGAAGUACCCCCUUCACAAGCACUUUUUUUGUACUGAAAUUAUGUCUGUACGUUCUCUUUAGCAUGUGUCUGUGCUUCAUUAAACUGUUUGCAAAAUUCUCCCCA
Gadus chalcogrammus (walleye pollock) is the source of this 4524-nucleotide messenger RNA. Its product is annotated as zinc finger protein 234-like. NCBI's taxonomy places the organism in Eukaryota, Metazoa, Chordata, Actinopteri, Gadiformes, Gadidae. The transcript is spliced from 6 exons. The record is from RefSeq and is a predicted model, not a curated record. Bases 1237 to 2595 code for a protein of 452 amino acids.